AUCGCGACAGGUUUGUCUGAUCUUCCAGGAUGUGAGUGCUAGACUGGUUAUUUCACUGGCAAGCAUUUACUCCUAUUUAAGCUCGUAUCACGGAUGACGGGCGAAUAACGGAUCGCUGCUGCCUUCUGAAAAUCUCGGCAUCUUCAUCACCAUCACUAUCAGCAUCAUCACCGACAAACAUUACACGACACCAACUCCGGCGCGUUUAGAACGUUCGGGCGUUUGUUUACAUUCUGCCUUCGGAGAAUCCGUUUACAUUGCUCUCUCUUGGAAUGCCUUUGUGACGUCAUGGAGGUAGACGUUCUGUUUGGAGUUUUAAAAUGAACACCUGUUAUGUUUCAAAUGGCAUGCACUUUGCGCAAAAAGAAGAAGAGAGGCGACGUUUUAAAUUCAUGCGGACAUAGCCUUCUGAAGCCUUCUAAUCUCCGGCAGCGCAACUAAAGCCGUUUAGGGAUCCAUUUAGUGAUAAGCCCGAGUGCUGCUGUCUGUCUGCAUCAGGAGAGAACAUGGAUGGUGAGGAAUUUGCAAUGACGAGAGCGAUGAUGAUGAUGAUGAUGGGUGCGCUCGUAUGACUGCUCUGCUUCCGUGGAAACUAAAAGACACUAUCAUCCAGCGCGUUUUUCACUAGUUUUGUGGAUUUUCGGGGAAAAACUUAUCCGUAUCUCUGCGCAAACAUGGGCAAAGACGAAUGCAAGACCAUGUUAGACGCGCUUAACAAAGUCACAGCUUGCUACAGGCAUCUGGUCAUCGCUUUGGGGAGCACAUCUGAUUCCCAAAACCUCCGAGAGGAACUUAAAAAGACCCGAAACAAAGCCCAGGAGCUGGCUGUGGCCAACAGGACUAAGCUCACGGCUCUUCUGAAGGACAAAAACAUCAGCAAAGAUGAUCGAGCCGAAUACGAGCGCCUCUGGGUGCUCUUCACCAGCAGCGUGGAGCUCCUGGAGGUGGACAUGAAACGGUCCUUGGAGAUCGGACAGGAUUUUCCUCUCAAAGUGCCGACGAGACACCUCAUCCAGACGGGAAUGACAGGCAGCACCACCACCGUCGCAGCCCGAGCCAUGAGCGUCCAAAACAUGAAGUACGAAGCCGACGCGAACAUCGACACGGUGGACCUCAAAGAGCUGGAGACCGAGAUCGCUCAGGUGGACCAGAUGAUGGAGGAGAUGGAGAUGAAGGUCCAGGUGGCGCCGUGGGCAGUCGAGGCAAAGCAAGAGGCAGGAGCCGAGUUGAAAUCCACCGUCAGCGUUGGGAAUUCAUCGGUUGGUGUCAUCUCCAUCUGCGAGGAGGAACCCAAAGAAACGGUGGAAGGAGAAACUGGGCUGAUGAAAGUAUUUGCAGGGAUCAUUUUCACUGGUGUUUUGCUCAUAGCUGGAAUUCUGGGGUACCUGGUGGUUAAUCUAUAAUGGAUGAAGAUUGUCUAUCUGGAUGACAGUGGCUCAGGGCUUUAGAUUUUCUUAUGCCGGAAGCAACACGGUUGGCCUGUGAAAUUGUGGGGGUAAUUUAUGAUGCUCUUGCUGUGGAAAUAAGCAGGUCACCUCGAUGGGUAUUAGUAAAAUGCAUCAGUGUUUACUUUAAAGGGAAUAGCCAAAAUGAAUAAAAACACUUCUGGUGGUCCAUCAUGACUGGUUCCUCAACCCAUGAAUGUAAAAACUGGACAGAUCACAAUCAAAAGUGGGUUUGUCUCAUAAAAGCUUUUAUUUGAGCAAAUGUGAAUCCUAAAUUAAUUGUAACUGUUACUAUCUGGCAGUUUCACCACUUUGCAAAUACCUACAACCUGAAGAUUACAACUUUUGUGACCCUCUGUUAGAGCAUCAGAGGGCUGUGCAUAUCAAACAGGUAUUUGUUUCACAGUUUAUAUAGGUAGGUGACAUAUUUAAGGUUGCUCAUCGUGUUUCUGCAGGAUUCACACCAGGAUAUUCUUGUUAGUCCUUCUGCAAGCUGUUGGUUUCUGUUUCUGAAGAUGGCCCAUCUUUGACUGCUUGUGCUCUUAGGUGUGUUCUGCAAAACAGUCUGUUAUAGUUUAUAUGAAUUGUACUCAAGUUAAAUUAGUGUAUAUACAAUAUAUUUAUUAUAAUAAAUGAAGUAAAUGAUGCUUGUGUUUUGUUUGGGUUUUUAGGCUGUUCUCUUAAGCAAGCACCUAAUGUUGAAUAUGGGUGGUGUCAUAUUCCACACUGCCUUCUGGUAUCUUUUCUUUAACCUUAUUUAAGCAUGUAGACUGAUCUGGCUGGUGUCUCAGAGGCACUUUAGAAAACCAUAUUAGUGCUGAUUUAUCUUACGCAACCAGAGCUUGAGUGAAGUUUAUUUAGUCAUUGUUAUUUUUAAAUUCUGAUCCCCUUAGUUUAUUUUUUAGACUUCAGGAUUAAGUUGGCAGAUAAUUCUUGCUCAACUAAUUAAAAAGGUGUUUAUAGAAGAAUUCAAAAUCCAAUUUACUUGCGUAGUCUUACAGGGUAGCCUCGGCACAGACCAUACGUUGUAUUUUUGACUUUAAUGUGAUUAGCUGUUAGUCCUCUUUAAACCAAAGGAAGGUUUGUACUGCACACUGCACAAUGCAUCCUUUACUGCCUAAUGCUAAUAUUGUGUGUUUUCUGUUCAUAAAAUUAUUCCUCAUGAAAAUUAAAUUACGUCUGUUAAGUGCAUGAAAAAUGUUUGUCUAAAACUUUUCCACUCACAGUCUGUUAAUUUCAUCAUCAGCAUCUCCUUCUACAGUAUAAUCAGCUUUUACCCAAGUUUGAUUGAUUAAUUAGUCUCCCGCCGUGCCGUGUGACUCAGGAACCCAUAAUAAUUGGAACAACUGCUUGUUAAGUGGCGCCCUAGAAUGGAGCGUCAGGUAAGAAAAUCGAUGCCAUUUAAAGGCCGAGGCAGGUAUCAAACAUUCAUUAGGAAAGGCUGAGAGAGAACUGAAACUGCAGCAAUGCAUGUAAACAUAUGGUAUAUACCGAAUAAACAAUGAUUUCUU
Molecule: messenger RNA, 2956 nt
Organism: Cyprinus carpio (common carp)
Lineage: Eukaryota; Metazoa; Chordata; Actinopteri; Cypriniformes; Cyprinidae
Product: regulator of G protein signaling 9-binding protein-like
Biological process (GO): detection of light stimulus involved in visual perception; G protein-coupled receptor signaling pathway
Cellular component (GO): neuron projection; photoreceptor outer segment
Source: RefSeq, a predicted model, not a curated record